GGGAGAGAGGUUGGAUCAGACGAUUAGUUAAGAUGACCCUCUUAUUUGGGCCAACCUGCAAUUUGUAGGUCAAAUGAUUCAUUGUUUGUCUGGGGGGGUGCUACUUCCGUAUUUAAAUCCGCUAUAUGAAUUCGUAGACCUUGAAAUUGUCCAUUCGACCAUCACCCUCAGGACAGGGGGCUUGCUCCUACCAAAGGCGGUGAUAGCCGAAUCACUGACCCAUAACCAGUCGGGCUCAUUAGGCUAUCGCUAGCAUGAUAUUACAGGGUCUACUCGUCUGGCUAGUCCUCACAUUAACGCUAAGAACCGUGUCCAUGUUCACUAUCUCUUAUGACGAAGAAUCCAAUGAAACUGUUUGGAUAGAGAACCGUUUGGAUAUAACAAAGUCGGCUAAGAAGAUGGACGAAUUGUUCGAUCCGAAGGAUUUGCCUGAGAGCUCUUCAGUGCCUCAUAGAAAGGCACCUCAGUUUAUGCUGGACUUGUUCAACUCAGUGGCGGACUCCAAUGGAUACCCCAGGAACUCGGAGAAACUAGAGGGCAACGUGGUGCGGAGCUUCGAGGACAGAGGACAUGCCGGUGGAAGGUUUCAUUUCUUCCAUUUGUCCUCAUUUGCCAGAGAUGAGAGAGUGAUCAAAGCAGAAUUUCGUUGGUUCAGGCAAAAACAACGACUUUUCCUUGGGCAGGCAUAUGGACCCCAUUUCUACAAGGUGGACCUAUAUGAGGUGUUGGACAACAGAGUAAAACCUUGGAGAGGGAAUCUAAUCACAUCAAGACUGUUGCCUUUAUACACUCAGGGAUGGGAAGUCUUCAACGUCACACAAACAGUGUCCAACUGGAUUCGCAACAGUGAGGAGAAUAAUGGUAUUCUGGUGGUUACUACUCUGCCAUCGGGGAAAUGGAUUAAGUCAGUCCUGCAGUCUUCAGAGAGACAGAGAGAAUCACCUGCGGAGAAUGCUUUCCUGGUUAUAUUCUCAGACGACGGAAGAGGCUCGACCACUAAUCAGUCACUAAAUCAAGGACAUGUCAGCCACUCCACCGCACAUGACAGUCCUGUGAAGGUAUUGCGUCAAGACAGUGGGAACAGAAGGAGGCGCGCAGCCCCAAGUUAUCCCCGCAGCCGCCCCAUGUCCUGCCAGCGUAUCCCCCUCUUUGUGGACUUCGAGGAGAUCGGGUGGGCAGGCUGGAUCAUCUCUCCACGGGGGUACAACGCUUACCACUGCAAGGGCUCCUGCCCGUUCCCACUCGGAGAGAGUCUCCGCGCCACGAAUCAUGCCACUGUGCAGUCCAUCAUGCAUGCACUAAAGCUCUCCAACGACGUGAAUACACCAUGUUGCGUGCCUGACAAACUCCAGUCCAUCAGCCUUCUCUAUUUUGACGACGAGGAAAACGUAGUUCUUAAACAGUAUGACGAUAUGGUGGCAGUCAGCUGUGGCUGUCAUUGACUACAGUGCGAUUGCCAGCUGCACUCCGGGAACAUUUUCCACGAGUUUCAGAAAUGUUGACUGAAUUACAAUAUGUCCAGUGAUUCAUGCAUAAAUGGACGUUAUUUUUGAGAAAUAAAAUUCGGUCGUUGCAAUUUAACAUGUUUAUAUUGAUA
Molecule: messenger RNA, 1597 nt
Organism: Oncorhynchus keta (chum salmon)
Lineage: Eukaryota; Metazoa; Chordata; Actinopteri; Salmoniformes; Salmonidae
Product: bone morphogenetic protein 2-like
Exons: 5
Coding region: 255-1442 (395 amino acids)
Biological process (GO): SMAD protein signal transduction
Cellular component (GO): extracellular region
Molecular function (GO): cytokine activity; growth factor activity
Source: RefSeq, a predicted model, not a curated record